AUGAGGCGAUCGGCACCAAAGUCCUUUUCUGGAUCGCCCCAGGAGUACCAAAGCAUCGGUCUCACCCGCUUUGAAGAUCAACCCAACAUUGCUCCAUCACCUGGCAGAGAGGGCUCUUAUCUUUCACCCCGGUCUGAAUUCGAUUCACCUCAUGUGGACCCAUUCAGCCCUAAUUUGCAUGACCCUUUCACCCCAGGAGGUAGAGAACAUAGUCAGGUCGAUCUGCUGGCCGCUGACCGGACACAUCACUUGUCCGCUGGACUCGGUGUCUACCACCAGCUUGGUCCCCCAGCACAACCUCCGAAAGGUCCAUGGUGGGAGAGGCUUGUAAAGAAUAAGUGGUCCAUGGUAGCAUGUCUCGUUCUUGGGGCUGCAGCUGCCGUGGGCCAUCAUAUUCUCUACAGCCAUCUCCACAAUCGCAUAGCUACAAACCAGCAAUGGUGGCUCCGACUGGGUCAAUUUCUGGCCUUUAUUGCAAAAGCUAGUUUCGUUGUUGCUGUUUUAACAGCUCAUCAGCAGGUCGCUUGGAGUGCUGUCAGCCAAAAUAGCUAUACUGUCCAUGCUAUCGACUCUCUUUUCGGCGCGGCCCACAAUGCUUUCGAACUCUUUAACAGAGAGGCAUGGAAGAAGUCGGCAUUCGCUAUGGUUCUUGCUAUAUACAUCUGGAUGUCACCUGCUGUAGUCAUUUUUACUUCGGCAACACUCAGUGUAGUAACAGAUACGAGAGCCGAACAUGGAAAUUGUCCAUCCGUCCGAACCCUCAACUUCAGCAAUGACGCCAAGAAAAGCUGGGACGACGAUAAAAGAGCUAAGAACGAGACCAUGCGUGGAAUCUCACUGUCAAUGUUCAAUCAAGUUAUAGCAGACAGGAACUCUCCCUAUCAUUUCGACUACUGGCUCCAGUCCGCACCGCCGCUUGAUUCCAUCGCGUCAAGGGUCUUGGCCGGAGGACAACCGAUCCAGAGAGAUGAAGUGGCUGAUGAGAUCUGUGGAGAAGACUGGGACUGCUCUACCACGAUUAGCUUUCUUGGACCCGGAUACAAAUGCGAGCAACUGGCCAAAGGCACCAACUCAACAAUGAAAAGCUUCAAAGAUUACAAGACACCUUUUAAUCUUACCGAGAUGUUGCCCGUCGGAAAUGCGAGCUUGUAUGUCGUUGCGGAUUUGGGGGAAUACAAGGUGAAUCAGAUCAAAGUCGAUGAGAACAACAAACCAGUGGUGAAGCCCCCAUUUCCCAAAAACUUGGGUGCUUUGAGAACAGAGCCAGUACUGUGGAUGGGCUACGUUGAGGUGGAUAACAUAGACGAAGCGCAUGCAAAGAAUCGAAGUAUGAAGGGCUGGAACACUGACUAUACCCCAGUCAUCACUGCCUGCGAGCAUUGGGAAAUCAAGUAUACCGUCAACCUGAAUUAUACAGGUGGUCGCCAAUCAUACAAAGUCACCAAUCGAGAUUACAAACAAAAGGUCAUCAACACAACAUAUAUCGACGAGUCCUCCGUCAAUGACGGAACCCUCGACCCGAUAUUUGCUGAGCCUGAGGAGAACUAUGUCUUCCCAAAGGACUGGCCAUACUACCGCAAAAUAACAUCGUACCACUCUCUGGGAAAGAAGAUCCGCGAUCUUCUCCAAGGGUCGAUCCAGCUGCCAGGACCAAUUGCACACUCAUCAAUCACAACUUCGAAGUUGGUCGCCCGUCCUGAGUCUUUACCCGUCCCUAAUUUUGAGGACGCCUUACAAAAGCUCUACGAGGACCUACUCAUAUCCCUUCUCUCAGACCCAUUGCUUCUCGCUGUUGCAUGGGCUUCGCACCCGAACGAGCUCUCGGGCCGGGGUCCGGGUGGACCUGAUACAGAAUACCCAUGCAUUCGUAUGCGCACCGGCAGCUACUUCUUUUACAACUGGGGUGUCCUUGUAGUUGUUUAUGCAGCGUCGUUUCUUGUUGGGGUCAUGGGUGUGGCAUACGGCCUUGUAGUGAUGUGGCAAGAUGGAGUGAAAGAACUACGAGAGAUGUCGUUUUCCUCGAUCGCCAAAACGACACAGAAGAUGGACCUGGACCAAAAUGAAAAUAGAAGGAGCAGAAUACGGGCCGUGGAGGAGCGUCCUGGUAGUGGUAUAUUUGAGUUUAGGGUUGAAGAUUAUGAUCGAUGGGGUGGUAGUAAGGUUCCACGGACCAGAGAAACCUGA
Fusarium pseudograminearum CS3096 is the source of this 2184-nucleotide messenger RNA. RefSeq lists its product as uncharacterized. The record is from RefSeq and is a predicted model, not a curated record. The coding region runs from base 1 to 2184 and encodes 727 amino acids. The transcript has a single exon. Lineage: Eukaryota; Fungi; Ascomycota; Sordariomycetes; Hypocreales; Nectriaceae.